This is a messenger RNA of Sardina pilchardus (European sardine), 825 nucleotides long. It is a transcript of the gene lto1, whose product is annotated as LTO1 maturation factor of ABCE1. The record is from RefSeq and is a predicted model, not a curated record. The transcript is spliced from 5 exons. The coding region runs from base 162 to 581 and encodes 139 amino acids. NCBI's taxonomy places the organism in Eukaryota, Metazoa, Chordata, Actinopteri, Clupeiformes, Clupeidae.
ACGAAUUUGAACCUACUUCUAACCGUUCGUGUGUAGCCUAGCCUACUUUUAUUUUGACGCUUUUCGUCGUCAUAUUGCCCGCUACUGUUCCUCCCCGGAAGUUCACUGGCUGCAGGCAGCUAGGCUACAUUACCUGAAGAACUCAUGAACUAACCUACGAGAUGGACAAUACUGGAGAUGAUUUGUUUGACACUAUUUUUAUGGCCGAUAACCGGUAUCACAUUCAAGGCUAUGAUGAAGGAUUUGAAGAAGGCAAGCGGCAGGGAUGGUAUGAGGGUCAAAAUCAUGGCAGGAUUCAUGGGGCCAAACUGUCUGCAGAGGUUUCUUUCUACAAUGGUUUUGCAAUGACAUGGAAAUACCUUCUUCAAAAAGAUAUGAAUUCCAAAGCAAGGAAACAGCUGAAGCUAUUGGAAACGCUUACUGGAUUGAUUCAAACAUUUCCCCUUGAGGAUCCACUGCACCAAAACCUUCAAGAAAAUAUGGAGCAGAUUCGAGCCAAAUUUAGACAAGUUUGCUCUUUACUGCACAUCUCUACAGACUUCCAUGGUUAUAUCAAUAGCCCGGGACAAUUAUCAUUCUAAAUGUAAAGUAGACCACAACUGGAGUACAACAGGAAACAAAGAAGAAACACAAACCAUCAUAACAUCUUUUUUAUGUUUAUGAAUUUAACAGAUCUUUUUAUCCAAAGAGACUUGUAUGAGAAAAGAGAAAAGUUUUGUUUUAUAUAAAAAAGCAAUUAAAAGUCUUUAUGCAAAUUGCUACAAGGAUACAAGGAGGUUUAUUUGUCACAUGCAUAUCAUUACUAAAGUAAAGAAUGCAGUGAAA